AUGGCGGUCGAUCGGGGCAUCGCGAGCCCGGCGCGCAAACGACCAGAGGCGCGACAGCAGGUUUUGCAGCAAGUUCUGCAGCAGGGCGGAGCCAAGUCCGCAUCGCUUCUCCGCCGCUGGGCGAAAGAGGGACGCGCCUACCGGAGUUUGGUCUUCACAGUGGAGGAAGUCGAGGCCGCUUUGAAAGCGACCGGCCUCGCUGCCGAUGAGGCAGCUCCCACUCCAGCGGCACCAACAGCUGAAGAGGCCUUACCGCAGCCGGGUGAAGGCGUGAUGGUCCUGCUGAAAUGUCAGUCCUGGCCUCCGGAUGAGCUUUUGGAGGCAGCAGUCCGCGUCGCAGGGCAGCUGGGGCCCCUCAGUGAAGAUGUGAUCAAGCCCCAUGUACGUGGAGCACUGCUGCGCAGUCUCUAUGAGGCCUCCGCCAAAAGAGCUCGACAUCCGGACCUCAUCUUAGCAGUGGGGCAGCCGCCAGUGAAGAUCGGAGCUCAUAAGGAGAUCCUUUCGAGUUUGUCCGACUUCAUGCGGUGCAAGUUCAGUGGAGCCUUCAGCGAUGGGCUGCAGUCUUCCAGCAACAUCCCGGACCAGAGUUCCCAGGUGAUCAAAGCAGUUGUUGAGUUCCUCUACACAGGCAGCUGCCAGGUGGAAGUAGGCAUGCUCAGUGAGGUUGUGGUGCUCGCCGACUUCUGGCAGAUCCCGAGCCUGCAGAAGGCAGCCGAGCAGAGUUGGUACAGGCUUCCGAUUGUUCAUCAGAUGGAGAUCCUGGCCGGCCUCGACGAAGACUCCCGAGUGCCGGCAGCCAUGGUUGGUUCCUUGGUUGCAUCCCUUGCGAAGCACUUCAACCAAAUCGCUGACAUCAUGAAAGAACGGAACAUGGUGGCCGCCAGCUUCGAGGUCACUGCCCAAAAGAUGCCUUUGGUGGAGGUCUGCUGGCGCUUCGUCCAGGAGUUGCACGAUUGGCUGACGCAGACACCCGACGAUGCGCUGGAGCGGCUGAAGAUGUGGGUCGGCCUUGAAGAGGAUGACUUGCACGGCGCGGUGCAACGAUUCGUUCUGGAAACCCUCAAGGCAGCCUGUGCCAUGGAAUACAACCCCGGAUUCCAGCCUCUCCCGUUGCUGCGGAAGCGUCGAAUGAAGGCCUGGCUGCCCGACAAUCUGGUCAUGAAGAUCGUCGAUGAGCUUUAUGGCUUGGAACCAACUGAGGAGGAGGAUGGACAGCCCAAAGAAUCCUUGCUGGGAGAUGCCUCUGGACAGGUGCCGCUCUGGCUGACGUGGACCUACUCUGGAGGUCCCAACAUCUCCACCGUGUAUGACAUGUAUCUACGGUUGCGCUCGCUGGAGCAGGCGCGGCGCAUAAACACGGCAGAGGGGGCACCACUCGAGGUGUCUCUUGUCAUUCUCCCAGCCUUCCUGGAGCUCGAAUUCGGGACUGCCCUCGCCGAGGAGACCUACUCUGACCCAGCAGCCGCUGCUUUUUGGGAGAGGCUUUGGCGAGCAGACUGCGCCCACUCAUCUUCGGCCCUGGAGCAAGCCAUCCAGCUCAUCGGAAGCUCAGUGCUGCGAGGGAGGCACAUGCCCGCGAAGCUGCCAGUGCCUAUGGUGGCGGAGGUGCUCGAGGCUGCCACAGCCAAGGCCACCGUAGGAGCUUUGCUGAUCAAUGGCCGGAGUGCUGAGACCGAGGUCAUCGCCGGAGUUUACACGAAGCAGCGUGACGGCUUCAAGCGUGAGCAGGGCAAGCCGCUCAAACUCCGCCGUGUGGUGCGUGAGAAAGGUGAUACGAAGCUGAGAUCCAUGGACAUCGUCUGGAAAGGGCUCCCUCCAGAGUACAAGCAGGCCAGAGCCAUGUGGAAGAUCGAGCACUGUGAGGCAGAUGAGUUCGAUGCCCCACUUGCCGUGCUUCUGACCACGGCCACGGAUCCAUGCGGCGGCCGCGUUCCAUGGUGGAUUUGCCAUGCUGACGGCCGCUUCCGACCUGACCCAGCACUGAAGGUCCAAAUUGAGUCAGUGACAGACGAUGAGGACCCAUCCUCUGCUACCCUAGCCUCUGCCAGUGACCAGCCGGGCCCGGAGAGCUCGCAACCAGCAGCGCCCCCUGAUACAACGGAGUACAGCUACUACUCGAGCUCCUUGGAGCAAGAGGCAGCGAGGCCAGCCGUAGUAGCCAAGGCGCACCUGAGCAGGAAGAUGACUCCAGCUCGAGCAGCCCGCGAGAUGGGAAAGGGGCCCGCCCCUCCCGGCCAUGUGAGGAAAACAACUGCCAUACCCGUCCCCUCUCCGAGCGAGAGUUCAGGCAAUGAGGGUCAGCGUUCCCCAACGUCACCGGCGGGAGCAGCUGGAGGGGAGAAAACCCCUCCACGGGAACCUGCCCAGGCCCCGUGUGGACCCGCCCAGCACCUGCCCCGCCUACAGGGGCCCUCCAAGACGUAA
Molecule: messenger RNA, 2424 nt
Organism: Symbiodinium sp. CCMP2592
Lineage: Eukaryota; Dinophyceae; Suessiales; Symbiodiniaceae
Source: the annotation of a GenBank genome assembly